This is a messenger RNA of Micromonas pusilla CCMP1545, 729 nucleotides long. RefSeq lists its product as uncharacterized. The annotation marks the transcript as partial. NCBI's taxonomy places the organism in Eukaryota, Viridiplantae, Chlorophyta, Mamiellophyceae, Mamiellales, Mamiellaceae. The transcript has 3 exons. The record is from RefSeq and is a predicted model, not a curated record. Gene Ontology annotation, molecular function: methyltransferase activity; RNA binding. Gene Ontology annotation, biological process: methylation.
AAGUCGCGCCUGGACGAGCUGACGAUGCGCGCGCACCCGGAGCACUCGCGCACGGUGGUGCAGUCGUGGAUCGCGCAGGGCAAGGUGCUCGUGGACGACCGCCCGGUCACCAAAGCCGGGACGAAGCUCAGGGACGACGUCCACAUCCGCAUCACCGCGACGCCGUCCAAGUACGUCUGUCGAGGCGGUCUGAAGCUCGAGAGAGCGCUGGAGCACUUCGAGAUGGACGUGCGCGGCCUCGUGAUCCUCGACGCGGGACUCAGGCGCGUUCUCACCGGCGGCUUCGCCGACUGCGCGCUGCAAGCCGGCGCCGCGCGCGUCUACGGCGUCGACGUCGGGUACGGGCAAGUCGCGGAGCGGAUACGCGUGGACCCGCGCGUCGUCGUCAUGGAGCGGACGAACUUGCGACAUCUGCAGCCGCUGCCGGAGCUCGUCGACGUCGCGACGCUGGACCUGUCGUUCAUAAGCGUGCUCAAGGUGCUCCCCGCGGUGGCGGCGGCGACCAAGCCGGGCGGGACGCUCGUGGUGUUGAUAAAGCCGCAGUUCGAGGCGACGCGCGCGCAGAUCGGGUCGAAGGGGGUCGUGAGGGACGCGAGCGUGCACGAGGAGGUGAUCGAGAAGGUGGUGACCGGCGCGAGCGAGUUGGGGUGGAGGUACGAAGGGCACACGACGUCGCCGAUCAAGGGCGCGAAGGAGGGAAACACGGAGUUUUUAGCCAAGUUCACGCGG